AUGUCCAACUACUGUCGCGUCUUUCUGGCUCCUACGAAGGACACGUCCGCGAAGAAAUUUGAACACUUUAUGACUUUCUUCGAGCGCCGUUUCAACUGCCGAAUCCACGUGCUCCGCACAGACGGGGGUGGCGAGUACGCGAAUGUUGACCUGUUCUGCAAGUCGACAGGAGCUGCACGGCAAAUCAGCGAGGCAAGAAAUCAGGCAUCGAAUGGAAAGGCGGAGCGAAUGCACAGGACAGUGCUGAACAUGGCACGCAGUAUGAUUUUUGCCAGUCGUCUACCAGUUUCAUUUUGGGGGGACGUGGUUAAGUAUGCUGCAUAUGUACUCAACCGAAGUCCAACAAGUGCUAACGCAAAGAGGACUUCACCGAUGGAGAUUUUGACCAAGCACGCUCCCGACCUGCGUGAAAUAGUUGCUUUCGGAUCGAUCUACACGAUUUACCGGGACCCCGGCAAGAACUCGCUAGCGCGACGGGCACAAGUUGGUGUCAUCAUCGGUCGAAGUGAUGAGACGAAGAUAUUAAGGGUGUUCAUUCAGAAGGAGAGCAAGGCCACGGUGGCACAGCACGUGCGAAACAUUGAAACCCUCACCAGCAUGGAACAAAAUAGCCAGAUCUAG
Messenger RNA from Peronospora matthiolae, 621 nucleotides. NCBI's taxonomy places the organism in Eukaryota, Oomycota, Peronosporomycetes, Peronosporales, Peronosporaceae. The record is from the annotation of a GenBank genome assembly.